AAUUCCAAAAUAUAGCAGGAGAAAACCCUCCUCAAAACCCUGAUUCCCUGCCCAAGCGAGUCAUCAAUGGGAGAAAACCAGGAGCAAGCGCCCGAGUCAGACAUGGAAGCAGUAGAUACAGAAGCCACACAAUCCAUUGAACAAGAUAACUCAUGGCCUGUAAUUAGGUUCGAUUUGCCUCCACAGAGAACUCACCAUUUCUACAAACGAUUCAGAACGAGUCCAAUUCCUAACAAUUUCUUCAAAGGAAUCAAAUGGUCGCCUGAUGGGUCGUGUUUUAUAACAAGCUCUGAGGAUAAGACCUUGAAUAUCUUCUCAUUACCAGAUAAUGGAAGCAGUGGUUAUUCUAAUGCAACUUCUUUGGAUGCCGAUCAAGAUUCAUAUGAUGCUAGCCUCAUUGUGAAGGAAGGAGAGUCUGUUUAUGACUUCUGUUGGUACCCGCAUAUGAAUGCUUCAGACCCAGUUAGUUGCGUAUUUGCUACUAGUACUCGUGACCAUCCAAUUCAUCUUUGGGAUGCAAGUUCUGGCCUGUUGCGAUGCACAUACCGUGCUUAUGAUGCUGUCGAUGAAAUUACUGCUGCCUUUUCAAUUUCUUUCAAUCCUGAUGGGACCAAGAUGUUUGCUGGAUACAACAAAACUGUAAGAGUAUUUGACAUACAUCGGCCUGGUAGAGAUUUUGUACAGUAUUCUACUCUUCAAGGAAAUAAAGAGGGGCAAACAGGUAUAAUAUCUGCAAUUGCCUUUUCACCAACCCGUUGUGGCUUACUAGCCACUGGCUCUUAUAGCCAAACUGCAGCAAUCUUUAGAGAGGACAAUAUGGAACUUUUAUAUGUUUUGCAUGGUCAAGAAGGUGGGAUUACACAUAUCCAAUUCUCAAGAGAUGGAAACUACCUUUAUACUGGAGGACGGAAGGAUCCAUAUAUACUGUGCUGGGAUAUGCGCAAAACUGCUGAAGUUGUUUAUAAGCUAUACAGAUCCUCGGAAACAACCAACCAGCGAAUAUCGUUUGAUGUUGAGCCUGGUAGCCGAUAUCUGGGCACGGGUGGUCAGGAUGGUCUGGUUCAUAUUUAUGAUCUACAAAAUGGGCAGUGGACUUCUGGAUUUCAGGCUGCUGCAGACACAGUUAACGGUUUCUCUUUCCAUCCAUUCUUGCCUAUGGCUGCCUCUUCAUCCGGGCAUCGAAGAUAUCAAGUUGUUGAUGAUGAGCCUGAAGACUUAUGCCUGAAUCGUGAUGAAAACUGCGUAUCUGUGUGGAGUUUCUCCUACGCUUCAGCUAUGGAGAAUGGCGAUAUCCAUGACGGUGAAUUCAACACUCAAUUAUAAAAUGAUCCGAAUCAUCAGGAUGCUUGAGCUCCUCCAUUAGAAAAUGUCUUUGUUGUAAUUGAUAGAAACAAACAUAUACAUUACUAGUCAUUGUACAUUUGUGAUUCCACACAAACUAAGGAGAUGUUUCAAAGAAUUUAGCUAGCUUAGACAUGUAUGUAACUUAGAUUCUUUUUAUGUUGAAUUUGAGGAUUAAUAUUUACCUCCUCAGCUGACUA
Molecule: messenger RNA, 1541 nt
Organism: Mercurialis annua (annual mercury)
Lineage: Eukaryota; Viridiplantae; Streptophyta; Magnoliopsida; Malpighiales; Euphorbiaceae
Exons: 14
Coding region: 67-1323 (418 amino acids)
Molecular function (GO): protein binding
Source: RefSeq, a predicted model, not a curated record